CAAGUGUACAUACAGCUGAUCGUGAGACGAGGCUGAAACAAUCGCGCCGUGAUUUCCGGUCCCGACAAUCUCGUUCUUCCAAAAUUCCCGACCGCCAUGAGCGAGUGACAGCGAGUACCGGACGAUCCUCCGAGAGUGACAUUAUCUGACUUCAGACUUAAUCGAAAUAAUUGCCGGGAUGUCGCCGAGAUAGCGAGACAAAGCUCUUUCUCUCUGGAGAACCGGACGGUCCAUUUAGAUACCGCGCCUCCCUCACCCCCCCCCCGCCCCUCCUUCUUGUUUCACUUGCGCCACGGAAGAUCGAAAGGACCCCGAGCUUACGAACAUCUAAAGGUCCAUCAGCACGAUUCGACGAUUCAAGACUCCAAAGAUCGAACUAUUUAAAAAUCCUCUUUGGCUAAUAGAAAUAGAUCCUCCAAAGAAUUUUGCUAAAUAUUUGAACUUAUACGUUUUCAAAGGAAACUGGUCUCUGAAAAUCCGAGAAUUGGCUGGCUCUAAUUUCUAAGUAAUUCGACUGUCAGAAUUCCGAAUUAGAGUUUAGAAUUGAUAUCUUUGAAUACUUAACAGAAAAAUUUUAUGUAAAGCUUCCGAUUGAAACUAUAUAUGUAUAGGUAUCUGAAAAUCUAAAAACGUGUACCACUAAUCCAUCAAGUUUCCAAUUAUUUGCUUAAGAAUUUUAGAGGAUUUGCGAACUCUCUGAAAAAAUGUGGUCAAAUAAUUCGAAUUCUUACGUACCUUGUAAUAAAUCAUAGCUUCAUAAUUAUUGGUCAAUGUUAGUGAAGAUCGAAGUAUCGACUCACAAGAGCGACAGAUUGGAAGCUCCUACCGUCGUCGGGACGCUCGAUAACCACGAGAGACUCUUACAAUGGCCAACGAAAGGAUAUCAGGACGUUAUAGUUUUAUCAAAGCGCGUUUUGCUUUCCAAGAACAUCAUUACCAGUUCCGGGUCACUCCGAAGUAAAUCUCUGCUCAAUGACGCUCCAGCUGGGUAAGGACAUCAGCAAGACCAGCAUGCCGGUCAUCUUUAACGAGCCCCUCUCUUUCUUGCAACGCGUCGCGGAAUACAUGGAAUAUGCCAUAUUGCUCAAACAGGCAGCUCAACAAGAAUCACCGAUCUCGAGGCUUCAGUACGUCGCGGCUUUCGCUGUGAGUGCCCUCGCUUCGAACUGGGAGCGCUUUGGAAAACCUUUCAAUCCAAUUUUGGGCGAAACAUAUGAAUUACAGCGCAAGGAUUUCCGGAUAAUAUGCGAACAGGUCUCGCAUCAUCCACCAGUAUCCGCGUUUUACGCUGACAGCGAGGAUUUCAUCUUUCACGGCAGCAUCCAUCCCAAAUUAAAAUUCUGGGGGAAAUCACUGGAGGUGCACCCGAAAGGGGUUGUCACGGUCGAAUUACCCAAAUGGAAGGAGUCUUACACUUGGCAAAAUGUCAAUUGCAUCCUUCACAAUGUCUUGGUGGGCCAACUGUGGAUGGAGCAAUCAGGCCCUCUAGAGAUCAGACAACACGGAGGAGAUAAUUUAAAGGCGAAGUUAUGCUUUAUUAAAAGCACUCUGAACGGCAAGGACGUCCAUCGCGUCGAGGGAUUCAUAACGAAUCAAGAGAAAAGGAAGUUACUUUUUCUUUAUGGCCAAUGGACUGAGGUUUUACGAUCCUGCGAGCCCUCGUUGUACGAGGAAACGCUGGAGAAGAUCAAAUUGGAGGCCAAAAGUCCGCAGGGCAGUCCAGGACACAAAAAGGUCCUGGCGAAGCUUCACAGUCUCAAAGUCGGAGCUUUCAAGCCCCUACAUCAGGAUGCGAUAGAGGAGCCCUUUGGCAGUACGUUCGUUGACGACAUUCCGAUCGUGGACGAGAUUCCAGGAUCUGUCACACUUUGGCAGGCCACGCCGAGACCCAGCAACAGUUCGGAUUAUUAUCAGUUCACGACGUUUGCAAUGUCACUGAACGAGCUGGAGCCCGAUAUGGGAGAAACCUUAUGCCCGACCGAUUCCAGAUUGAGACCGGAUAUCCGCAAGCUGGAGAACGGUGAUCAGGAUGGGUCUGCGUCCGAUAAAGCUAGGCUUGAGGAAAAACAGAGAAAUUCCCGCAAAGCGCGCAAGCAGAAAAAAGGAAACGAAUAUGUUCCCAGAUGGUUCCAAUCCGGUACGAAUCCUUACACGGGUCAGGAGGAUUGGAUAUACUUGGGCGGAUAUUGGGACCGUAAUUACACCGAUGUCGAGGACAUCUUUUAAUGAAGACGCAGCUCAUUAGCCUCCAUUAAUCUAACCGACACCUACAAGGAUCGGCAAUUAAGCGUCGUUAGUGCAAAAUUACAAAUAAAUUGCCUAAGAGGACAGGUGCGUAGAUCGGUAAUAGACGCCAUUAUAGAGAUCAAUGUUUUUGUGUAAAGUAAUUAUGCAAAUAUUGCGCGCACGAGAUUCUUCAAGCGCCAAAAUUGGAACUCGACGAGUUGCUGGGAACUUAUUUCUCACACUCUUCGACGUAGGAAAGACGCGAAUCGAAGAUACAAACGAAUAUUAUUCAAAAACCAAUCUCUGAAAAUCAGGAUUUGUAUAGCUUUCGAACGUUCGAUUGUAUCAUUGGUUCGCGCUUCCUGUCUCCGAUACUAUUUUUAUAAAAGGCCAAGUUGGACGACCGGAAAGGCGAUUCUCUCAUAGUAUGCCUGCUUGAAGAAGCCAUUAGUAAGAGAACGGCAAGAACUGAUUUAAAGUUUACAUAGAAUGUCCUUAAAAUUAGGGUGACUUAUUUCAGGGACAGUCUAUGUCAUUUCAUCGCAGACUAUCGUUUCAAUCCAGGUUUCUCAUCAAUUAAACCAUCACAAAUAGUUAUCUAUGUAUUAAACGCUUUUCUAUCGAUCUGUCAAUUCAAUCAAAUUACUUUUCCGACGUUAUAAUAUGAGAAUCGGACUUAAUUCUAUCCAAGAAUAUUCUUGUAUAUUUAUAUCAAAACUGUAUACAUAAUAGAAAUGUAGAGAAAAUCUUAUAUCUUAUCGAUUGAGAAUGCAAUCUGGAAUUUAAAUCGGAAGAAUGUAUCAUUUUUUAACAGUGAAAACAAGAUAGUGGAAGGUAGAAGACUUAUCUAAAGGUAUAUAUCAGACAGAAAAAUCUGAAAUUGCAAAUAUAAAAAAUACGAUCGAUUUCCUUUCGUAUAUGGUUCUGUCGGACUCUUUGAGCAGGAAUGUUGUAGAUUUUCAUGUAAAUAUACAGCGAUUGUAUAAUACACCUGUACCAAAGUCAGACGGGCCGAGAAUGAUUUUUCGCGAUAGCUUCGAUACCAAUUAAUCCAGCAAUAAUUAUUUACCGUAAACUUUGUGCGUUUGAGUUCACUUUCAAUUUCCAAUCUGGGAAAAAAAUCGCCGAACUUUAACCACUGCGAGACGCUGCGUUGGGAAGAAAUAAGAUUUCAGGAUCCACAAAUUAAUUUGGUGCCAAGGAUCCAUAAGGUUCACAGAUUUAAGGAAACUAGAGCUGAGGAGAACCUGAUGGAAAUAUGACCCGCGCAGAGAUUUGAGAAACGAAAUUUCAGAAAAAGGCUGAAAACUUUGCGAGUCAAAGGCGUAAAGGGGAUUUACUAGUAUAUAUUUGUUGAAUAAACUACGUUACUGCUUCCAGGUAGAAUGUAUAUCUUUUGCGCGAAUAGACGCUUCCUAGGGCAAACCUUGAGACAAAUAUGUUGCGUAUUGCGUGUGCGUUGACAAGCUUAAUUUAAGAAGGACGACAAUAAUUUGAGGUUCUCGAAGAGCCAAAUGUGUUUUAAAUCGUGGAAUAAGAAACAUCUGAAUUCCAAAAGAUUCUAAACCAUACUACGGAACAAGUCGGAAACGAUCUUUCUUGUAAUCAAUCGCAACCUCUUUCUUCUAAAAAAAAAAAAAAAACAUGGUAAUCGAUGAGAGACGCAUUUUGCGAGAGAUCGGAUACGAAAGAUGCAAAAUAAAUUGGGAAGAAAAAGGACUUUUUUUCGCGACGGUUUAUAAUUUUGGAGUUGGAAUGUUCGUUGGAUGGUAUUUUUGGGAUUCGGUAUGAUUUGGAAUUCGGAUCCUCGAAUUAUAAUCCCACCGGUCCGUCGAGUUGAUCGUAGCGCGUGCUUCUCCAGCCCAAGUUCGCCGUCUGCAGACGAUAACUCUCGGCUGAUAAACGGAAUCGCGCAGUCUUAGAGUAGGUAUACGUCAGAGCGCGUCAAUCGCGAAUGAGUUUACGUUAUACGAGUAUACACAUAUCUGACACCCAAUAGAAUUUCUAUGCUUCCACGAGGAAAUGGCGACGCAAAUCAUUUAUACGACGACGAUCGUACCCUACGGGUGAUAAUCACCCGCAUCACCUCUGAGGACCUUAUUAUUGUUAAAAAUCGCGCACGUAGCUUGUAGGAAUAACUCGUUGUGUUUGCGUUGCAUAGAUCACGCCGAUGUGUAACUGUACAUAGACAAUAUAGGCAUACUAGAAAUAAAUGUUGUUAAAAAAGAA
Temnothorax curvispinosus is the source of this 4455-nucleotide messenger RNA. Its product is annotated as oxysterol-binding protein-related protein 2. Lineage: Eukaryota; Metazoa; Arthropoda; Insecta; Hymenoptera; Formicidae. Gene Ontology annotation, cellular component: intracellular membrane-bounded organelle; membrane; cytosol. The transcript is spliced from 9 exons. Bases 973 to 2226 code for a protein of 417 amino acids. The record is from RefSeq and is a predicted model, not a curated record. Gene Ontology annotation, molecular function: sterol binding.